AUGGCUCUUAUAAAAGCAAAGGAUCGGGUAAAAGGCCUAAUCAAAACAAAAAUAGUUCUUGGAGCAAAUAAGAAUGGUGAUAAAUUAGUUGUAAGAUCAAUCAUAAAUGAUCAUAAUCAUGUAAUAGUUCCAGAGACUUUUCAACACACAUCACAGCAAAGAAAAUUAUGCGAGGAAGAGAAACAACAAGCUGAGUUGAUGAUCGGUAUGGGAGCCAAUCCCACUAAGGUGAAAGAGUAUCUUUCGCAGAGCUUCUUUUACCCCGAGCUUUUAAAUCAAGAGGUCGACCAAAAGGAGGCAUGCCUAACCUGUUUAGGCAUGCCUUCAAAACAUUGCAAAUCUAUAUCUUUUGCUUCGAAGCCAACAAGAGAAAAGCAAAAACUGAUAUUACAAUGGUUAUUUGGUAGUGGACAAGAUUAUAAUAUUAGCAAUAUUCAAUCAGUACCAAGUCAGUUCUUAGAUGGACAAGUACAAGAAUGUCUAUAUUUAUUGAAAGAUUUUUUAGAUCUAAAUGUUUUGAAAGAAAUGAUAAAUAAAUGUUCCAAUGAAGAAUGGAUGUGUGGAACCUGUAGCAAUGAUCUUAGGGAUGUUCGAAGUGUUUCCUGUGAUUCCUGUCUCAAGUGGUUCCACUUUUCUUGUGCAGGCAUCAAAAGGCCUCCAAGUAAAAAAGAAUGGUUUUGUAAAGCAUGCAGGAAAUAA
Molecule: messenger RNA, 699 nt
Organism: Helobdella robusta
Lineage: Eukaryota; Metazoa; Annelida; Clitellata; Rhynchobdellida; Glossiphoniidae
Exons: 3
Coding region: 1-699 (232 amino acids)
Cellular component (GO): transcription factor TFIID complex
Source: RefSeq, a predicted model, not a curated record